Messenger RNA from Myripristis murdjan (pinecone soldierfish), 1773 nucleotides. RefSeq names its product methyltransferase 21C, AARS1 lysine a (gene mettl21ca). The transcript is spliced from 7 exons. The record is from RefSeq and is a predicted model, not a curated record. Bases 1 to 1773 code for a protein of 590 amino acids. NCBI's taxonomy places the organism in Eukaryota, Metazoa, Chordata, Actinopteri, Holocentriformes, Holocentridae.
AUGGAUAUUAUAUCCACAUCGUAUCUUACGGAGGAGAACAACUUUGUGGUAAACGGGAAGGAGGAGGAGGAGGAAGGGGGGAAGGUCGAAGGGCAAAUAAAAGAUGAGAAGUACCAGGCAGGAGGCAUGCAAGAUGAUUUGCACAGCGUGGACGCAGCGGUCCAGAGGGAGCAAAAACCAUCCUGGGCUCCCUGCUUCUACUACAAGAUUGAUAGAGAAGUGUACCGCUACGUCGGGCAGGAGAUCAUCAUUCAAGAGUCUGUUGACACCUAUGGAGGCAUGAUAUGGCCAGGGGCUUUGGCUCUCUGUCACUACCUUGAGACUCACUGCGAACAGUUAUGUCUUCUGGACAAGGCUGUCCUGGAGAUUGGAGCAGGAACUGGCCUCUUGUCCAUUGUAGCAACACUACUUGGUGCCUGGGUGACAGCCACAGACCUUCCAGAUGUUCUGAGUAACUUGAGACUCAACCUGUCCAAGAACACCAGGGGGCGAUGCAGGCACACACCCCAGGUAGCAGCUCUGUCCUGGGGUUACGACCUGGAACGCACCUACCCCAAGUCUGUGUACCGCUACGAUUACAUACUGGCUGCUGACGUGGUUUAUCAUCACGACUUCCUAGAUGAGCUUCUGGUCACCAUGAAGCAUUUCUGCCAACCAGGGACGACCCUGAUCUGGGCCAAUAAGAUCCGGUUUGAGACAGAUCUGACUUUCACCGAGAACUUCAAAAAGGCCUUCCACACAAGUCUGCUGGCUGAAGACAGAGAGGGAGAGAUCAAAAUUUUCAUGGCAACUUGCAGAGAGGGAAAGAAAGAAAGGGAUGUGACUGAGGAAUUGCAGGAUAUGCUGGAGAAGGAGCUCAGAGAGGGGGAGGAAGAGGAGCAAGAGAAGAAGAUAGAGGAAGGAGAAAGCGAAGGAGUGAAGGGGGAGGAAGAGGAUAGACAAGAGAAGAGCACAGAAAGAGAGGAAGAGGAGAGGUGGAGUCAAUCAUCUGGGCAGAUAAUAGAUCUCAAAGACGAAGGCUAUGAAGAGGAUGAGAAGGAUGAAAGAGAGGAUGCUGACUCAAGAUGUAGUACAGCAGACAGCGAUGAAGACGUUACCGGGCUGGAGCAAGUGAAGCAGACCGCUGAGUAUCAAGAGAAAAAGCCUGUCUGGGCUCCUAACUGGUAUGGCAGGCAUGGCAAAGAUCUCUACUACUAUGUAGGACAGGAGAUUGGCAUUUAUGAGUCCAUAGACACCUAUGGGGCAGUGAUGUGGCCAGCGGCGUUGUCUCUGUGUUCCUUCCUGGACAAAAACAGGCAGACCCUGAACCUGCAGGGGAAGACGGUCCUGGAGUUGGGCUCAGGCACAGGUCUGGUAGCCAUCGUGGCCGCUCUACUGGGCGCUUCAGUAACAGCCACUGACUUACCUGAUGUACUGGGCAACUUAAAGGCCAAUUUGAUGAGGAACACCAGGGGGCGCUGCCUGUACACACCCCAAGUAGCAGCUCUGUGCUGGGGUCCCGACCUGGAACACACUUACCCCAAAUCUGUGUAUCGCUACGACUACGUGCUGGCCAGCGACGUGGUUUAUCAUCACGACUUCCUAGAUGAGCUUCUGGUCACCAUGAAGCAUUUCUGCCAACCAGGGACGACCCUGAUCUGGGCCAAUAAGAUCCGGUUUGAGACAGAUCUGACUUUCACCGAGAACUUCAAAAAGGCCUUUCACACAAGUCUGCUGGCUGAAGACAGAGAGGGAGAGAUCAAAAUUUUCAUGGCAACUUGUAAAGAGAUGUGA